This is a messenger RNA of Centrocercus urophasianus (Greater sage-grouse), 1281 nucleotides long. RefSeq names its product H2.0 like homeobox (gene HLX). Gene Ontology annotation, biological process: regulation of DNA-templated transcription. The transcript is spliced from 4 exons. The record is from RefSeq and is a predicted model, not a curated record. Gene Ontology annotation, molecular function: sequence-specific DNA binding; DNA-binding transcription factor activity, RNA polymerase II-specific. NCBI's taxonomy places the organism in Eukaryota, Metazoa, Chordata, Aves, Galliformes, Phasianidae. Bases 1 to 1281 code for a protein of 426 amino acids.
AUGUAUACGGCCGGCCUGGCUCCCUUCUACGCCUCCAACUUCAGCCUCUGGUCAGCGGCGUAUUGCUCGGCGGCGGGGCCGGCGGCCGGCGGCUGCUUCCCUCUGGAGGCGGCCAAGAAACCGUCCUUCUGCAUCGCCGACAUCCUGCACGCCGGCGGAGAGGCGGCGGCCGGACCCGCCGAUGCAGCGCCCGGGCUGCCAGCGGCCGCCGCAGCCGCGCUCGGCUCCAUCCUCCCCGGCGGUCCCUUCCACGCCGCCGCCUCCCCGCUGCGGCCGACGCCCGUCGUGGCCCCCGACGCCCCCUCCGGGGCCGCCGCCGCGUUCCCUCCUCGCCUCUCGCCGCUCUCCGCCGCCUUCCACCCUCCGCACCACCACCGCGCCCCGCAGCACCGCAACCCCUCGGCGGCGGCGGCGGCGGCUGCACCGGGCGGAGGAGGGGGAACCCCGGCGCGGGGACCCGGGGGCCACACGGGCGGCACGGCGCCGGCGCCCGCCAGCAAGGACCUGAAAUUCGGCAUCGACCGCAUUUUGUCGGCGGAGUUUGACCCCAAAGUGAAGGAAGGCAACACGUUGAGAGAUCUCACCUCGCUAUUAAGUACCAGCCGCCAGGCCGGGGUUCACCUCCCCGCCUUGCAGCCGUCCGCCGGCCAGUUCUUCGCGUCUCUAGAGCCCAUUAACGAGGCCUCUGCCCUUCUGGGGCCCCUAAACACAGCCCCAAGGAGCUCAGUUCAGCACCAGUUUCAGGACACUUUUCCAGGGCCGUACGCGGUGCUGACCAAGGACACGCUGCCUCAGACCUACAAGAGAAAGCGCUCGUGGUCCAGGGCCGUUUUUUCCAACCUGCAGAGGAAAGGGUUGGAGAAGCGCUUCGAAAUCCAGAAGUACGUCACCAAGCCGGACCGCAAGCAGCUGGCCGCGAUGCUGGGGCUCACGGACGCCCAGGUGAAGGUGUGGUUCCAGAACCGCCGGAUGAAGUGGCGGCACUCCAAGGAGGCCCAGGCCCAGAAGGACAAGGAGCCACCGCCCGAGCCCGAGCCCGCGGCCCCCAGGGCCGGCCCGCCGCCCGCCGCCUCGGGGGAGCCCGAACGCAGCCCCAGUCGCUCCGACGGCGACGGCGACAGCGACAGCAGCGACCCCGACUCGCUCGACAUGGCCCCCAGCGACACGGAAAGGACUGAGGGCGCCGAGCAGAGCCAGCUCCAAGCCGGGAGCUGCAGGCCUUCCGCCAGCCCCGGCCUCCCCUCCCCGCCUCCCGCCGCAGCCAGCCCCGAGGGGCUAUAG